Messenger RNA from Acanthosepion pharaonis, 3702 nucleotides. Lineage: Eukaryota; Metazoa; Mollusca; Cephalopoda; Sepiida; Sepiidae. The record is from the annotation of a GenBank genome assembly.
AUGUUCCUUUCCGCCACACGUAAAGCAGAAGGUUUCUUGUCCGACCUGAUUUUCCUUCUUCGAGCGAUCACCUGCGACGACCAACGAUCGUCCAGUAACGACCCGCAGCGAUCACCUUCAACGAUCACCUGUGACGACCAACGAUCGUCCAGCAACGACCCGAAGCGAUCAUCUGCAACGACCAACAGCGAUUACCUGCGACGACCAGCAACGACCCGCAGCGAUCAUCUGCAACGACCAACAGCGAUUACCUGCGACGACCAGCAACGACCCGCAGCGAUCAUCUGCAACGACCAACAGCGAUUACCUGCGACGACCAGCAGUGAUCAACGUCCCUUUACUUCAACUCAAAUAACCUUUCCUUUUCACAACAUGGAUAACAACAAAGAUUCAGGUUCCUCAUCAGGCCGACAUCGAAGAAAAUGGAAUGCUCUACCUGUGGAUUUAGAAGUUCCAAAAGAAGUUGUUACAGCAGUGAAGGAAGAGGUGUCUCCUCAGUAUGAACACUAUUUAUUACUUCUACAACAACGUAACAGGAUGUUGCGUAAAUUGAAAACCAAAAGUAGCCAGGAGAUUGCAUUAGAGAGAAAAGAGCAAGGAUUCACCCUCUACAUAAAUGGAGCUAAUGCUGCCUUUACUCAAGGAAGAGUUGCUCCCCAACCACCCUCAACCAACCAAAUUUCUAAUCACAAAGCUCAUUCAAGAAGAUACCUGGCAACUACACAAUUAAUAUCUAGGCGAUAUAAAACAAUGAUGGAUCAUCAACAACUGAAGGAACUUGAACUUGACUUGGAGCAAGAACUUAAAGAACGCCAGGCAGCCAGAACUGCUCCUUUAAACAAACCACGCAGGAAACGAUGGAAUUUAAAAUCUCUAGAUCUCAAAUUGGCAGGCAUGAGUGAUAGUGUUACUUCUGUGGAAAGUUACGAUGAUGAUUUUGAAUCAGAUCAUAGCAGCAACGAACAAUCUCUUGAUAAUGAUUGGACUGAGGAAACCAGUCUUCAUGAAGACAAUGAGAUACUUGCCCCACAACCUCCAUUGAACAGUAAACCCAAGAAUAAUUACAGCAGGCCUCAUUACAGCCCACGUGGACAAAAACUGACCUUAAACAUUACUGAUAUUAAGAAAUUAAAAGACAGUCUUGAAGCAAAUCCUCUUUUACAACUAAGUGUUGCUGAAGAACUCAGUUCUAGUGAAGAAUCUGAUAUUCCAGAAGAAUAUAAUGAAGUCAAUGAUGAUAAUUCAAACUCAGGGAGCCAGGAAUUUGAUUCUAACCUUUUUAAACAUGAUGAUCAUGUUGUGCUAGAAUUUGGAACUCUUGCAAAAAAAAGUGAAAGAAAAUUAUGCUCUGUUGCAAGAAAAAAUUCUGCUGAUGGCUUGUCGGUGAUGGAGUCUAUUGAAAAAGAUGCUGUACUUGCGGCCAUCGAUGCUGAGAAUAACCAGGUGAGUGACCAGUCACUAAGCAACUUCCUAGCGUUCAGUCAUAUACAGCAGCAGAAGCAGCAACAGACAACUGAACAGCCAUUUCCUGCUCAUAUCUCUCCAAGGUCUGAAGCAUUAACUGAACAAGAUAUUUCUUCAGUCACCAAUAAUGUAUUACUUAUGAAACCCAGGCAGCAAAUAAAUUUAAUCAAAAUGCUGGGUAAACUUGAGGAAAGUGCAAGUGCUUUAUUGUCUAGCCACCAAGAACAGAAAGCCAAAGCAAUCUUAUGUCCUGAGAGUGAAACCAAUAUUUCUAUCCAUCUGGAACUUUUGACCAACUGGGGUCAUGAAAAGAAAAUUGGGCUUACUGAAAUCCAACUCUUUCACAAGAAUGGUAAAAUUAUUCCGAUCCAGCCUGAAGAGAUAAGUGUGAAGAACGCCACAAAUGAAUCUGCUUCUAUUCAUACUCUCUUCAACGGGAAAGCAAAAACCAGCAAAAUUAAGAACAUGUGGAGCUGUGAUUUGAAUGCGGAUCCUCCUGUUGUAAUUGGCAUACAUUACAAAAAUACUCAACAGAGUAAAGAACUCUCUUUGGCCAAAAUAAAAAUAUGGAACUAUAAUCAUAAUCUAAAGGAUCUGAAUAUUGGAGUGAAAUGCAUGAAGAUUUUUGUUGGUGAAGCACUCUUCUAUAAUGGCAAUAUUGAGAAGGGUUGUGGAAACCAUAUUUUUGACUAUAGCACCACCAUUGACCUCUCUACCUCAGUUCCUGCUUCCUUGCAAGUGAACAACAACAACAUCUGCCUCCUCUCUAAACGAAGCUCUACAGAUGGUGACCUUUAUAAACUUUCCCAUUGCCAACCACAGCUUUUGAGAAAAACUUCUUUGAGCCGAACCAGUUCACCGAUACUGUCUCCAACACUUUGUGUAGGCCAGCCCAAGAUCAGCUCCCAGAAUGCCUCUAUUGAAUUUGAAGAUUCUCUUGAAGCUAGCCCAAGGAGUAAUAAAAGUUUGAACUUGCCACUUCUGUCCUCAAAGAACUUGACUCCACAUGAUAGAAAGCCCAGUUUUGAUUUUCUAAAGAGAGACUGUUCCUCUGAUGGCUUAUUUGCUGGAAGACCUGGAAAUGCUACCAAAGAAAGUCCUCGGGCACAAAGAGCUGAGUUUGAAGUUGGCAGCUUCAACAGAAAUUAUUUGAAAAACCUCAAAGGACAUGAUGAGACGGAAAUCUUACCAGAUAUCUUUGACUACAAAUCAUUGAGUCCAAGAUAUGCUGCCAAACAAAAAGAAAGUGCAACAGAUUUGGAUAAAAGUCCAAUUUCUCCUGAUUCUACAAUCCACGUCUCAGAGAGAGUAAAGAAAAAUAAAGAUUCUUUUGAUUGGCUGGAAGAUGAUGAUGAAGAUAUUUUGUGCCAAAUCUCUGAAAACUGUGAGAAGCAGCCAGAUAGUUCACAUUGUCAAUCCACUCGCAGACGCAAUUCCCAGCCACUAGAUGAUCUCAAACAAACAUCUCUGAGCCUCACUGACAAAAUCUGGCACGAGCCACUAGAGAAAUUGGAUCGGCCAUUGUUAUCAAAAGAUAACACCAACCAACUCAUUGACCAGUGUAUGGGGGACAGUGUUGAAAUCCCACGGCAGCCAAUUCUGAAACUACGAAAUAAGCCUGACAAAUCCAAUUCCCACUUGAGGCCAAGAGUUAAAAGAGAUGGUUCAGGAGUCUGUUCGUCACCAAGUGUAACAUCGACCCCUUUACGUACAAUUCUUGAUGAGGAUUUUCCAGACAAAGCUGUUGAAUCCCAAAUUGAAGAUCAAUUUAACAUGGACAUAGAUGAGACAGAAUUUGGAAGGUGCACUCCCAUGCAGAAAAUUCAAAAGAAACGAGCAAAAUGGCGAGGCCACUCAGAUAAUAAAUUGGAAGAAUAUUGGGGAUCUCUGAAUUAUUUUAAUCAUCUUCAUCGAGGACGACUCUCCAUGGAUGGGGAUAUUUUGGAUAAGUAUUUAAAUGAGGCAAAGACUAAUUCAUCACAAGCGGAACUUGCUGUUAAUCCUCAUUUGGAAACAUCAGCCAUAACCAGGCAUGAGAAACAGAAAUGUAGAUCGCCAUCAGAUGAUGAUUUUAUUAUACCAGAACUGCCCUAUGGUCAGGAAUUGGUCAUCAACAUUCGAACAACCUGGGGAGACAAGCAUUAUGUUGGGCUUACAGGCAUUGACAUCUUUUCAGAUAAAGGAGACUCAAUUGUUGUGAAAAAGAUUUUGGUCUGGCUGUUCUCUCUCAUAUUUUAA